This is a messenger RNA of Cinara cedri, 201 nucleotides long. The record is from the annotation of a GenBank genome assembly. Lineage: Eukaryota; Metazoa; Arthropoda; Insecta; Hemiptera; Aphididae.
UAUAAAAAAAGAUCCUAUCCUCACAGUAUGAGGUACCUGUCGGUAGGGGUCCCAAUCAAAGAGCAUGUGCUGCACUGUGACCUCAAAAUGCUGACAGUACACAUACUGUACAUUUGGGACGCGUUCCAUACGACACAGGUAGUGCCUGGAGCACCAUUGAGUCACGUGACUCAGUGCCGUGAGCCGUUAAAACCUGGGUGA